Messenger RNA from Phyllostomus hastatus (greater spear-nosed bat), 5007 nucleotides. RefSeq names its product carbohydrate sulfotransferase 6 (gene CHST6). Gene Ontology annotation, molecular function: N-acetylglucosamine 6-O-sulfotransferase activity. The coding region runs from base 458 to 1645 and encodes 395 amino acids. Gene Ontology annotation, cellular component: Golgi membrane. The transcript is spliced from 4 exons. Gene Ontology annotation, biological process: carbohydrate metabolic process; keratan sulfate proteoglycan biosynthetic process; N-acetylglucosamine metabolic process. The record is from RefSeq and is a predicted model, not a curated record. NCBI's taxonomy places the organism in Eukaryota, Metazoa, Chordata, Mammalia, Chiroptera, Phyllostomidae.
CUGGACCCCGGGGCCAACCGGCUUCUUUCUUCCUUCCCUCCCAUCCUGGCUCCCGCCCGCCGGCUCCGGGACCACAGCCACGUCUGAAAGCUCUUCAUUGUGUGCGCUCCGCUCCGGGCGGGCAGCGCCGAACAGCGCGCGGGCCGCUGGCGGCCGCACAGGUUCCCUACGCCGUGAGUCUCCAGGUGCUUCCAAUAAGUUGGUAUCCGUAAAGCCUCAUCCCUGCCAUCUCCGGGUAUCCCUUAGUAGCCUUGGGACCCCACGGAGCAAAGCAGCCCCUGCGGACUCCCAGUGAAGAGACAGCAGACUGUGGAGUGGAGCGUGGAAGAGACGACAAGCCUUUGCCGAGCCUCGGGAGCCGCGCCAGGACCUGAGGGCCCUCCAGCAUCUUCCAUGGAUUUGUGAUUGAGGUGGGCAGCUAUCCCAGCAGCCCUGGACUGUGGCUUCGGCCAGCAGCAUGUGGCUGCCACGCAUCUCCAGCACCGCAGUGACCGUGCUCUUGCUGGCGCAGACGGGCCUCCUGCUCUUCCUGGUCUCCCGGCCCAGGCUGACAUCCCCAGCGGGUGGCGAGGAGCGAGUGCACGUGCUGGUGCUGUCCUCCUGGCGCUCAGGCUCGUCCUUUGUGGGCCAGCUCUUCAGCCAACACCCUGAUGUCUUCUACCUAAUGGAGCCUGCGUGGCACGUGUGGUCCGCCCUGUCGCAGGGCAGCGCACCGGCGCUGCACAUGGCAGUGCGUGACCUGGUGCGUUCGGUCUUCCUGUGUGACAUGGAGGUGUUUGACGCCUACCUGCCGUGGCGUCGCAACCUCUCCGACCUCUUUCAGUGGGCGGUGAGCCGCGCACUGUGCUCACCACCAGCCUGCAGUGCCUUUCAGCGUGGAGCCAUCAGCAGCGAGGCCGUGUGCAAGCCGCUGUGUGCACGGAGGCCCUUCAGCCUGGCCCAGGAAACCUGCCGCUCCUACAGCCACGUGGUGCUCAAGGAGGUGCGCUUCUUCAACCUGCAGGUGCUCUACCCACUGCUAACCGACCCAGCGCUCAACCUGCACAUUGUGCACCUGGUGCGGGACCCACGGGCGGUGCUGCGCUCACGUGAGCAGACAGCCAAGGCACUGGCACGUGACAAUGGCAUCGUACUGGGCACCAAUGGCACAUGGGUGGAGGCCGACCCAGGCUUGCGUGUGGUGCGCGAGGUGUGCCGCAGCCACGUGCGCAUCGCUGAGGCUGCCACCCACAAGCCACCGCCCUUCUUGCAUGGCCGCUACCGACUGGUGCGCUUCGAGGACCUGGCGCGAGCACCGCUGACGGAGAUCCGCGCACUCUAUGCCUUCGCUGGCCUGAGCCUCACGCCGCAGUUGGAGGCCUGGAUCCACAACAUCACUCAUGGGUCCGGGCCUGGCGCACGCCGCGAGGCCUUCAAGACCACGUCCAGGGAUGCACUCAACGUUUCCCAGGCCUGGCGCCAUGCGCUGUCCUUCACCAAGAUCCGCCGCGUGCAGGAGCUGUGUGCUGGUGCACUGCAAUUGCUGGGCUACCGGCCUGUGUUUUCCGAGGAUGAGCAGCGUGACCUCUCCCUGGACCUGGUGUUGCCGCGUGGCCCGAGCAGCUUCAGCUGGGCAUCAUCCACCAACAAGCACCCCGGGCCUUAGCAGUAGGCCCCAGCUGUGGAGGAAACUAUGGUGGGGAGGGAACCGGGAAACACAGUGCACAGGCCGUUACUGCAGUGGCCUGGAGUUCGGUGUCCUCCCUUGUAUUAGGAUAGGGCAGCAUACCCAAACUCCGUGUUUCUUUAUUGCCAUUGCUUGGUUUUCCUUCGAGCUCUCUUUCCCAGCCAAGUUCCCAACAGGCACAUUCUUCAUGGAAAGCGAAGCUCCUGCCCCCACUUCCUCUGGGCACUGGGAAUAGUUCAGACGACUUGGCUUCUACUCAAGCUCUUUCUUUCCCCUUAUCUCUCUCCUCCCGCGGAUGAUGCAUCACCCAGCAGCUGAGAAGGGUGUCUCCUCUCUGUCUGGGAGUGGAGGGGUACUGCAGUGGGCUGGGUCCCAAAGUCUGUACAUCUGCUCACAUACACCUCAGACUCCAUUGUCCCUGGCACCACACUCCAACAAAGCUGUUGACAUUUAUAUCCACUUGUAUCUUCAGCAAAAAGUCAGACCAGAUGCCUCUUAUCUUGUGGUCUCCCCCUAGUCUCUCUCUGCCCCAUCUCCCAGGAGCCCACACACCCCCAUCACCUGCCCAGGUAAGGUGAACCUUUGAUUUGUCCUGAUAGGAAAGAUCCUACAUACAGAAAUAAACAUAAUUAACCUGUGUGAUACAGGUUAGAGUUUACAGCCUGUAAAGUUUGACAAGCAACAUGCCAGAGUGAAGGGGCUUGUCCAAGGCCACACAGUAAGAAGGAGAAUGAAGGGAGGAGGAAGAUUUUGCUGAAUUAGGCUUGCAGGGACCUGUCUCCUGGACAAAGAUGGGUCAGGUUUUCCUAUCUUAUUUGUCCUAGGGAAGAACAGUCAGCCAUGGCUGGAACCACAAGUGUGCAAUACAGAAAGUGGUCAGCUCUGGGCCCUGGGUGAGGAAUCUAGAGUCUCCUAGGUAAGUCUGGAGGGACGCAGAGAGGAGCAAAGGUGGAGGGAGAGAAGGCUGGGGAGGUCUGGGCGACAAGCCAGGCAGAGCAUGUGGUGGAACAAGAGGUUGGCAGCAGGAUCAGUGCUUGGAGGGCAGGUCACAGGGUGAGUGUAACUAGAUCAGGUUUGCUAUGAGCACAGGAGGGAGGGAGGCAGGGGGAAGGCUCUGUCUUCCUUUGGUCAUUCCAGGCCAAAGCCCUAGAGGAGAGUGGAGUAGGAUUCCUAACUGCAAACUGCAACACCUAGCUCUGGAUGCAAAAUCUUAUUAAAGAGAUGCUGGCUGUGUAGAGGGCUUAGUACUGAGCUUAAAGAAUGACUAAAAGGAAAAAAAGCUCACAAAACCUCUAGGAAGCUCAAGGCAGCAGAUUUGAGACCACACAAAUGGAAUAUACCAAAUUCCACUGAGCCAGAGAGUUGGUCUGGGGACUGACAGUUGCCACCAGAACUAUGGUACCAAUUACCUCUGGAAAUGAGGGAGCUGUCCUCACUGUUGCCAUCAGCUGCCAGAAGGGCUUCUGGGGGGUGCUAGCUUCUGAUUCUCAGACGUGACUUUAGAUUGGUGGGACCUGGAUUGUGGACCCACAUCUUCACUGCAAAGCAGGCAGGGCAAGGAGGGCAUGGCAUUUUCUGCUUAUUUUCUUGCACAGAUCGGUGAUCUAUUGACCUUGAAGGUGAAGCUUCAGGACUCCUCAUUUGAGGAUCCAUCAAGCCAUAGGGGCUUCAGGCUCCAUAAAACCUAGAUCUGCCCCUGCUCACAAUAUCAUUGAAUAGGUAUUUAAAAACCCCAGAUUUAUUAAUAGAAGCUCUGUGACAUAGAAAGGCUAGGGUCACAUAACUUAAUUUUGGGGGUAGGACUCAAACACAUCUUUGACUUCAAUACUUCUUACAGGUAAACCAAACUGGACAUGCAGCAAAGACCCUGCCGCAGCCUUGGGAAGCUAGAUCAUUUCUCCCUGGUGAUGACAUAGAUCCCUGGGUAUUGGGGAGCAGUCCUGGCAUUUGGCUGCAAAUAUUUCAGCCAAAUCUUGAGAUGAUCCAGAGAUAUCUCAAGGAUCAGAAUGUUGAGGGGUGUGGUGGGCAAGUGCUGAGGCGUUGGGGCCCCUGCCACUAGCUCCUUUCCUUCCUGCAUUCCUCCCUGUCCUCCGCCCUCUAUUGGCCCCUGGGGAUAAAGCUGUCCUCUGCUGGCCCUGCCUGAACAGAGUACACUGGAGUGGAGGACCCAGCCUAGGGACAUUCCCAGGCAACGAGGUAUGUUUAGACAAAGGAGGGUGAGCAAGAGGUUCAUGGUGCCAGAAGCCAAGAACGGGGAGACAAUGAUUCCUAGUGAGGUCCAGGAGGAAGGCUUUAGGGUCAGGCUCAGACCCAGCCUGAUUGGCAUCUCACAAGUUGCAUUUGCCUCUGCUGGGUCACGAAUUGUAUCAAUGGCUAUAAUUAUUGGCCUUAACUAUAAAGUUCAUCCAUUCUCACCUGACUCCUGAGGUCCCAGGAUAAGGAUGACUGGCUCCCAGACUGCUCCGUGCAUAUCAGGCACUCUGGGCAAGCCUCUGGGUGAGUUCCCUGGCCCUGGGGUGAAACUAGAGCAGGUUCAGGACAGACAGGCAGUACCCAGCUGAGUGCCCCAAUGAGUCAGGCCCAGUACCAGGCUCUGGGGACAUAGUGAGGGACAGAGCAGUCACAGCCCUUACUCUUGUGGGGAGUGCAGACCCUAUGUAAAUAUCCCCAUAGGUAAACAUGCAACUUAAAUGUUGGUUGUGCCCUAAGAAAAAACAAUAAGAAUGGGUAGACCUAUUGUACUUUAGCAUGGAGAGUCAGACCUUUGAAACAUUUGGUUUAAAUAAAUGAAGGAGGAAUAGGAGUUCACCGAGUACAGGAUGAAGGAACAGAAACAGAGAAAGACAGGGAUUGGUCCAUGGCUCAAGGAACCUUGGCUUCUUGUUGGUCCCCUUGGAAUCAAGUUUUCUUGACAAAACAAAAGACAUACUCCUGAGAAUCCAGGCUCUUGGGAUGGGAGAAGCCCCCAGGAGAUGCCUGAAUUUGCCUGUCUAUAGCAGUUCCUAAAAGAACUGCUGGAUCAGAGCAUUUAUGUUUGAAAUGUGAAACUGUCCAAUUACUCUGGAAAUGGAGUACCAAUUCCUCCCUGGAAUGGGGUCAAGAAUGCUUUUGUCACCCUCUUACUGACAACUCCCACCCUUACCUAUAUAGGGUUAAAUCAAUCAUUUUCAUUCUCGCUAGCUGACAGAAUAUUACUCAGUGCUUUAAAAAUGAGCUAUCAAGACAUAAAAAGAAAUGGAGAAAACUGAAAUGCUUAUCUCUAAGUGGAAGAAGCCAGUCUGGAGGAUUCCAUCUAACUCUGGAGAAGGCAAAACUGUAGAGACAGUAAAAAAAUUAGUGGU